Messenger RNA from Raphanus sativus (radish), 1540 nucleotides. RefSeq names its product transcription factor MYB106-like. The record is from RefSeq and is a predicted model, not a curated record. The transcript is spliced from 4 exons. The coding region runs from base 411 to 1367 and encodes 318 amino acids. Lineage: Eukaryota; Viridiplantae; Streptophyta; Magnoliopsida; Brassicales; Brassicaceae.
AACUAACAAGGAUGGUUUACUUAGAUGUCAAAGCUUUUCAAGAUGUUGACCUGAAAACUUACUCCUGGUUCUGAAAUUAACCGUUUUUUACCUUGAUGUGGGUACUCUGUUGGGUGUUUAAAAGGAAAUCAAGGUGUUUGAGCCACAAAGGUAAUAAUUCAACUAGGUCCCAUCUAAUUGAAUGCCAAUCCAUGUCAAAGACCGAGAAAAGGGGAGCUUACAGAACCUAAACAGAGACAUCUUCUGUUGCGUCUCUCCCUCUUAUAAAUCAGACCCCAAGCCAAGAGAGCAGAUUUUGUGGAUCAUCAUGUUCAUGUAGUGACUAGUACUAUCUCCUCAUUACAGAGAGUGGAUCAUAUUGAAGAUAUUUUUAAAUUUAGUAGGUUCGCAGCCUUAGUUUGUGUCAAAUAAUGGGAAGAUCGCCAUGCUGUGAUAAGGAUGGUUUAAAGAAAGGUCCCUGGACACCAGAAGAGGAUCAGAAACUCUUGGCUUACAUUGAAGAACAUGGCCAUGGAAGCUGGCGCUCUUUGCCUGAGAAAGCCGGUCUCCAAAGAUGUGGAAAGAGUUGCAGACUCAGAUGGACUAAUUACCUAAGACCUGACAUCAAGAGAGGCAAGUUCAGUGUACAAGAAGAACAAACCAUCAUUCAACUCCACGCUCUCCUCGGAAACAGAUGGUCAGCGAUUGCAACUCACUUACCGAAAAGGACAGACAACGAGAUCAAGAACUACUGGAACACACACUUGAAGAAACGUCUGGUCAAAAUGGGGAUAGAUCCAGUGACACACAAGCACAAAAACGAGACUCUCUUGUCUUCCACAGGUCAAUCUAAUAAGAACUUAGCCACGCUUAGCCACAUGGCACAAUGGGAGAGUGCUCGGCUCGAAGCUGAAGCAAGGCUAGCUAGAGAAUCAAAGCUUCUCCAUUUACAGCAUUACCAAAACAAGAAAGCAGCAGCUCCUAGUCUUUGCUUGACUCACAAGGCAUCAACAAAUUGGACAAAACCAAACGAAGGAAUGGGAGAUCAUCAACUGCUUGAGUCUCCGACAUCGACGGUGACAUUCUCCGAGAAUCUCCCUCCCAUGAUCAUGCAUUUAGGUAUCCCUACGGGAAAUAGAAACAGCAGAGUCGCCGUCUCUUCCGAACACGACGACUGGAUGAGACAAAUCAACUGUCCAGAAGAAGGAAUCGAAGAGGGAUUCACGAGCCUCUUACUCAGUGAUUCAGUUGAUCGGAGUCUCUCCGCCGGUAAAAACGCGGUCGAGGUCAAUGAGAGUGAAUAUAGCUACUAUGAGGAUAACAAGAACUACUGGAAUACCAUUCUCAACUUGGUGGAUUCCUCACCGUCCGACGAUGUUCUGAUCUAAGGCUCCCCACCAGUAAUUCCGCCAAAUUUUUUAAAAAUUCUCAUAUUGUUGUUAUGUUGAUAGCUUCCAAAACUGUUUCUACUUUCUUUACUUUAUUUAUAUAUGAUGAUGAUUAUAUCAUGGUCUUAUGAUGAAAAACUUCAUGAAAAUGACCAUUUGGCAAUAUAUGUGAU